Amblyraja radiata (thorny skate) is the source of this 2820-nucleotide messenger RNA. RefSeq names its product zinc finger protein 271-like. Gene Ontology annotation, cellular component: nucleus. Gene Ontology annotation, molecular function: RNA polymerase II cis-regulatory region sequence-specific DNA binding; DNA-binding transcription activator activity, RNA polymerase II-specific. The transcript is spliced from 13 exons. The record is from RefSeq and is a predicted model, not a curated record. Bases 1 to 2820 code for a protein of 939 amino acids. NCBI's taxonomy places the organism in Eukaryota, Metazoa, Chordata, Chondrichthyes, Rajiformes, Rajidae. Gene Ontology annotation, biological process: regulation of transcription by RNA polymerase II.
AUGCAGCACCCGUACCUGCUGGAGAACCACCGGCGGGUACACACGGGAGAACGCCCCUUCGACUGCUCGGAGUGCGACAAGAACUUCCCCCGCUACCAGACCCUGCUGCGGCACUACCGCAUGCACUCCGGCGAGAGGCCCUUCAGCUGCUCCACCUGUGGCAAGCGCUUCAAGACAGCACAUGAACUGAUGAACCACCAGCGGGUGCACACAGACGAGAAGCACUAUGGCUGCUCCACCUGUGGCAAGAGCUUUGCCCGGUUGUCGGGGCUACAAAGGCACCGGGGGAUGCACAGCGAUGACCGGCCCUUCACCUGCUCCGACUGCGCCAAAGGCUUCAAGUCGCCCUCGCAACUGAAGGGUCCAAAUAUAAUCAUCGCGCAGCAGGUCCGGACGGCAGAGUUAGAAGCGAUCAGCAGCUCCAAUUUUCACCAUUUUGUGCGUGACAGGUUGGGCGUUUGUGAGGAAGAUACUCGGAAGCUGAGCGCCAAUCACCGGCGGGGCGGUGCCGGCAGUCCCCCUCGUAUUGGGGAUGACGUCAGGGCGCCGGUCGUGCGCGCCGUACGUGUGGCAGACGUCUCGGCGCAGGGCCCCUGGCUGGCGGAGGUGCCCGGAAGCUCGGCGCCCCAGAUCGAUAACUUCACGACGGCGCAUGAGGUGAAGAGCCACCGGCGUGUGCACACGGGCGAGAAGCCCUAUGGCUGCUCCACCUGUGGCAAGAACUUUGCCUGGUUGUCUGGGCUACGGCAGCACCGGCGGGUGCACACGGGCGAGAAGCCCUUUGUCUGCUCCACCUGCAGCAAGGGCUUUGCCUGCUUGUCGGGGCUACAGCGGCAUCAGCGGGUGCACAGCAGCUUCAAGUCGUCGCUGGACUUGUUGAUGCACAGGCGCCUGCACACGGGGGAGCGGCCCUACACCUGCAGCGACUGCGGCAAGGGCUUCACCCGCGCCAACAACCUGCAGCGGGUGCAUACUGGCGACCGUCCUUUCCACAGGCCCUUUGGUUGCUCUGACUGCGGCAAAGACUUCAAGAGGGCAGACCAGCUGAAGAACCACCGGCGGGUGCACAGCACUUCGGUGGAGGACCACAUGACGGGGCACAACAAGGAGAAGCCUUAUGAGUGCGACGUGUGUGGCAAGGCCUGGAAGCACGCAUGCAAGCUGGAGAUUCACCGGCGGGUGCACACGGGAGAACGCCCCUUCGAAUGCUCGGAGUGUGGCAAGAACUUCCACAGAUAUGACAGGCUGCUUAGGCACAACCGCUUGCACUCCAGCGAGAGGCCCUUCACCUGCUCCGACUGCGGCGAGAGCUUCAAGGCAGCGUAUAGCCUGAAGGUCCACCAGCGGAUGCACACCGGCGAGAAGCCCUAUGGCUGCUCCACCUGUGGCGAGACCUUUACCCAGGAGUCAGGGCUGUCGUCGCACCGGCGGUGCGGCAAGAGCUACACCCUCUCCAACAGCCUGCUGGUACACCAACGAAUCCACACCGGCAAGUACCCCCACACCUGCGCCGUGUGCGGCAAGGGCUUUACCCACUCCUUCACCCUCCUGUCCCACCAACGGGUGCACUCCAGCGACCGUCCCGUGGCCAGCGGUAGCCAGCCCUACGACUGCCCGUACUGCGCUUCGGUGGAGGACCACAUGGCGGGGCACAACAAGGAGAAGCGUUAUGAGUGCGACUUGUGUGGCAAGGUCAUGCAGCACCCGUACCUGCUGGAGAACCACCGGCGAGUACACACGGGAGAACGCCCAUUCGACUGCUCGGAGAGCGACAAGAACUUCCCCCGCUACCAGACCCUGCUGCUGCACUACCGUAUGCACUCCGGCGAGAGCCCCUUCAGCUGCUCCACCUGUGGCAAGCGCUUCAAGACAGCACAUGAGCUGAUGAACCACCAGCGGGUGCACACAGACGAGAAGCCCUAUGGCUGCUCCACCUGUGGCAAGAGCUUUGCCCGGUUGUCGGGGCUACAACGGUACCGGGGGAUGCACAGCGAUGAUCGGCCCUUCAUCUGCUCCGACUGCGGCAAAGGCUUCAAGUCGUAUUCGCAACUGAAGCUACACAGACGCAUGAUGCAUGAUGCACUUCUCAUGAUGCAUGCCGCCGCCCCACGUGGCUCAACGCCAAUCACCGGCGGGGCGGUGCCGGCAGUCCCCCUCGUAUUGGGGAUGACGUCAGGGCGCCGGUCGUGCGCGCCGUACGCCUGGCAGCACCCUUGCCUGCUGGAGACUCACCGGCGGGUGCACACGGGAGAACGCCCCUUUGACUGUUUCGACUGCGGCAAGAACUUCACGACGGCGCAUGAGGUGAAGAGCCACCGGCGUGUGCACACGGGCGAGAAGCCCUUUGGUUGCUCUGACUGCGGCAAGGACUUCAAGAGGGCAGACCAGCUGAAGAACCACCGGCGGGUGCACAGCAGUGAGCGACCCUUCACCUGCUCCGACUGCGACAAGAGCUUCAAGACGAUGCAUGAGCUGAAGAACCACCGGCGGGUGCACAGCAAUGAGCGGCCCUUCACCUGCUUGGACUGCGGCAAAGGCUUCAAGUCGUUCACGGAACUGAAGGUGCACAGGCGCUUGCACACCGGGGAGCUGCCCUACAUUUGCAGUGACUGCGGCAAGGGCUUCGCCCGCUCCGACAGGCUGGUGGAGCACCAGCACACUCACGCCAGCGAGCGCCCCUUCACCUGUGACCAGUGCGGCAAGGGCUUCACCCGCUCCUCCAGGCUGCUGUCCCACCAGCGGGUGCACGCCGGCGACCGUCGCGUCCCCAGCCCGGUGUGUGAAGAGCAAUUUCCGUCACCGAUGUUGCAGAAGAAAUAG